Rhagoletis zephyria (snowberry fruit fly) is the source of this 347-nucleotide messenger RNA. RefSeq names its product zinc finger protein 225-like. NCBI's taxonomy places the organism in Eukaryota, Metazoa, Arthropoda, Insecta, Diptera, Tephritidae. The record is from RefSeq and is a predicted model, not a curated record.
GGAAAAUCUUUCAUCCACAAACGUAUUUUAAAUAGGCACAUGCAGUACCAUGGAUAUUUCAGUUACAAGUGCGUGAUUUGUGGUUCUAAAUUCUCCAAAUAUGAUCAAUACUAUAAUCAUCGCGUGCAACACACUGGAUUACCUUAUAAAUGUGGCGUUUGUGAAAAGCAGUUUCCAGAUGCUUACAAGUUAGUAAUAAAGAUUAAGCGUCAUAUAAGAGGUGUGCACAAAAUUGAAGAAGACAAGGAGGUGCAGAAACUCGUUGUAAGAAUAAACAUAACAAAAGAAUAUAGAGGACGAAUAGUCGAAGUUUUGGAGAUGCAAUAAAGAAAGGUGCACGGCGAAUU